Tigriopus californicus is the source of this 1531-nucleotide messenger RNA. RefSeq names its product gastrula zinc finger protein XlCGF26.1-like. Bases 1 to 1356 code for a protein of 451 amino acids. The record is from RefSeq and is a predicted model, not a curated record. NCBI's taxonomy places the organism in Eukaryota, Metazoa, Arthropoda, Copepoda, Harpacticoida, Harpacticidae. Gene Ontology annotation, molecular function: protein binding. The transcript has a single exon.
AUGGAUCCUACUUUGGUCUAUGAUGCAAGCGACACUCUGGCCUUGUUUCAGCCCAUGCGAUCAUUCAGUCGAGAUGGGAAGUCUCCAGAUUUAGCCUGCCCACCCAACGUCAAAAUCUGGGCUGGAUCAUCUCCAACUCCUAUAACCGCCCAUCGAUUGAUCCUGGGUUCCGUGUCCCAAUUUCUUCACUCACUUCUCCUUAGUUCAGCUCCUUGGGAUUCGUCUUCGUGUUUUAUUCUACCAGACUACGAGCCAAUUAUUGUGCAAUCCGUUCUUGAGUUGUUGUAUUGUGGGUCUGCAGUCAUCAGUAUGAGCCAGAAUUCGCAAAUUCUCCAAUGUCUUGACAUGUUAGGUGUCAAAUGCGAGCAGUUGUCUUACAUUGGUCUAAAUGACAGAGAAGCCAAUGACGAAUCAAAGAGCCGUGAUUGCGCUGAGCCUUGGCUUACCUAUAAAUGUACAGAAUGCGGGAAGACCCUCAAAUCUCGUCGGAACUUUGAUAACCAUAUGGCUUUGCAUCAUCCCAUGAAAUUGAAGUGUCAUAAGUGCCCUGAAAAGUUUCUUUCUCCUAAUCGACUGCGCUAUCAUAUGCAAUCCGUGCAUUUGAAUUUGGCCUUCGCAUGCUCUAUUUGUACCAAAGCUUUUCGGAGGAAAAUUGAAGCCACAUCCCAUUUCAAAAAGUAUCACCCAGGAGAGGCUUUUCAAUCAAACGUAUCCAUCAUUCGAACGAAGACAACCGCCCUAACAAAAAGGAGCACGACCUCCCAAGCCACAAAACCGGGAGUCAAAACCCUUGGAAACAAAUGUUCGGACACCGAGGAGACGAAACAUACGGUCGCAAAGCGUUUUCCUUGCAGUACUUGUCAAAAGCCGUUCAAUACGCGAUGGGCCCUAAAUCGGCAUAUGCUGACCCACAAUAAAUCGUUGAGUAGAAAGAUGUAUUUGUGCCAGACGUGUGGGCAAUCAUUUGACCGAUAUGAUCCUUAUUACCACCACAAACUUCGACACGCACCCACUCAAGAUUUACCUACCUGUUCCACAUGUGAAAAGCCAUUUGCGAAUGCUGCGUCUUUGCGGAAUCAUAUGAAGGGCGUCCAUGGCGAGGGCGACAACCAAUCAUUCGAUUGCCCGAUUUGUGGGAAAGUGUUCACUUACAAGGCCAAUCUGAAGGUGCAUACCUAUCAGCAUAAGGGAGAGAAACCCUUUCUCUGCGAGAUUUGUCAAGCUCGUUUCUUACGAAGGGAACAACUUCAGAACCAUCAAAAGAUCCAUGAAAGACAAGAUUUUGAUAGCAUCGACGAGCUGGUGGACCAUUUCAAUGAUUUUAAGCGGUCUGUCAUCAACGAACCUGACUCAUGAGACCACUUCCAUCAUUUUUGUGUCAUUUCUCAAGUUUCCUUGAUUCAGAAACGGCAAACUUUCUUCAACCGUAAAUCUACUUGAUUUGAUAAAUGAAAUUACGAUAGUUUCAAUUUUCUUCAGCAUUCGUGUCUCGGACCCUUAAUCAUGAAAUAAAAAUCGAAAAAAGUAUAAA